UAAACGCAACAAGCUGUGAUGACUAUAUUAUACAACCAACUUUUGGCAGUGACAUUGAUUUUCCCUUUAUUGGAAGCUUCUCUCCAAAAUUUGACAUAAGGUUGACUAAGUACAAUGAUUCAGGACCAUUUUUUAUUUAUCUUCUUUUGUUUGUAAAUACCACGGGUUUAUUAUUCAAUGAUACCGCUCAAGACUCAACAUUUAGAAUGGUCGCAUUUGACGCAGAAAAGAAUUUAUUUAAUAGUAACUCAACAUCUCUGUUUGAAGAUUCUCUUUUCUAUAAAAAUAAAUAUUUACUGGCAAAAAAUUCUCAAAAUAUAUUCCUAUAUAAUAGAAGAAUCAGAAAAGAGAUAGAUAAACGUCAACAAUAUUUAUCCAUUAUUGGUUUUCUACCAAAAUAUGAUGAGACAUUAAAUUAUAUUGAAUCAAAUAUAGAAACUUUACCAAUGAUUCAAAACUCAUCUGAUCAACUAUACACAGUCGUAAGGAUUAAUCCACGAGAUUUCACUAUGAUUGAGGAACGAGAACAAAGGCAAAAUACAAUUAUGGGUGCACUAGGAACCGUUCUUGCUUUUUACGGUUGUUUUGUAUUUAUUUAUGUAUCUUUAUUUGGAGUUGAUUCAAUACGACCAUGGGGUAUUGUGCAUAAUUUUUGUGGGAUCAGAGAAAAAACUCAAGAAAAACUUAUAAAAAAUAUGCAAUUAAAAAAUACAGAUGAUUUGGAAAGUCUCAUACAAAGAGUUAAUGACAUGGAAAAUUUUUAUCAUUAUCUUAGACUUAAUGUUAUUGACUCUUCAUUAUUUGUAUCUAUUCAACAAAAACAAGAGUAG
Messenger RNA from Dentiscutata heterogama, 830 nucleotides. Lineage: Eukaryota; Fungi; Glomeromycota; Glomeromycetes; Diversisporales; Gigasporaceae. The record is from the annotation of a GenBank genome assembly.